AUGGUCCUCGAUAUUGCAAAAUUCCACAGAACUUGUCCCAUCCUGCCCGCCCACAAGCGCUGGUUCGUUCUCCAAGGCCCUUUGGGCUUCUAUAUCGACCACUGCUGCCCAUUCGGUUGCGCCUCUUCCAGCAGCAACGCAGGCCUUAUUGGCUCCGCCAUCAUCGACAUCUGGGAAGCCCUUGGAUUUGCCCCCGCCAACCGUUAUGAAGAUGAUAUCAUGGCCCCCCUUCGCACUUCUGGUACUCCGCCUCCCGCCCCCGAAGCCCUCCUUGCCAUCCAACCGCUGUGCAUCCCUUGGCAUCCUACCAAGUGGACUGAAUACCUCUUCGAAUUGGUUUACAUUGGCUUCCUCUGGAACUUCCCAAACAAAACGGUGGCUCUGCCCGAGGACAAGCGCCUAAAAUUUCUCAAGCGCAUACAUGAUUUCCGAUCCAUCUGCAAAUCUGGCAGAUGCCAACUCCUCCACGCUCAGAAGAUCCAUGGCUCCCUCUGCCACAUCUCCUUUGUCCACCCCCAAGGUCGCUCCUAUUUGCCUGCCCUCACCUCCUUCAUUAUUGCGUUUGAGGGCAACACUUUCAAACCCGGCGGCCCCCGCCGUCAGUUUACUCCUCCCUGGCUUGGCCCUCGCCAAGACCGCCUCCUCUUCGUGGACGCCUCUACAGCUUGGGGGAUUGGUCUCUGGUUAGACGGCUGCUGGGGAGCCUGGAAGGGGACGGGCAACUGGAAGUCGCGCCAGCGUCACAUCGGCUGGCUCGAGACUGUGGCCAUCGAGCUGCUUGUCCUCACGCUGGAGAGCCUAGACUUUGAAAAUGCCUAUCUCCUUGUCCACUCUGACAACCAGGGCGUCAUCGGCGCCUUCGACAAGGGCCGCAGCCGCAACCCCGACAUUAACCUUUCUUUACGCCGUAUUUUCGUGGCCCUGGCCGCCCGUAACAUAGCCCUAGACUUAGUUUACAUCCCCUCAGCCAACAACCCUGCUGACCCUCUUUCGAGGGGCAUCCUUCCCAAAGCUGCCUCCCGUAUCUCACCUUUGCCUUGCCUCCCGUCGGACCUAGCUACCUUUUUCGUACCCUCAGAUUUAUCGCACCACCUGCCUCCUCCCGUCCCCAUGCCCCGGCAGCACGCGCCGCAGUCUCGGACUCUCCGGGCUCCAGUUCCCCCCGCCGCUCGCCACUAG
Messenger RNA from Mycena indigotica, 1179 nucleotides. RefSeq names its product Reverse transcriptase ribonuclease h. The transcript has 4 exons. The record is from RefSeq and is a predicted model, not a curated record. NCBI's taxonomy places the organism in Eukaryota, Fungi, Basidiomycota, Agaricomycetes, Agaricales, Mycenaceae. Bases 1 to 1179 code for a protein of 392 amino acids.